Messenger RNA from Heterocephalus glaber (naked mole-rat), 2225 nucleotides. It is a transcript of the gene Eif2ak2, whose product is annotated as eukaryotic translation initiation factor 2 alpha kinase 2. NCBI's taxonomy places the organism in Eukaryota, Metazoa, Chordata, Mammalia, Rodentia, Bathyergidae. Gene Ontology annotation, cellular component: cytoplasm; nucleus. Gene Ontology annotation, molecular function: ATP binding; double-stranded RNA binding; eukaryotic translation initiation factor 2alpha kinase activity. Gene Ontology annotation, biological process: eiF2alpha phosphorylation in response to endoplasmic reticulum stress. The record is from RefSeq and is a predicted model, not a curated record.
CAGGCGCCGGCGGGGAGGUCCACGCUGCAGCACGCAGACGCGGGUCGCCAGCCCAGGGCCCCGGGUGCUGUUCAGCCUCGGCCUCCUGGGCGCAGAGCCCUUCCGGGAGCUGGGGAAGGAUCGUGCGACCAGGUUAUCAGAAGAAAUGGCCAAUGGUUUUGUACCAGGUUUCUACAUAGAAGAACUUAAUAAAUACCAUCAGAAGAAUGGAGUAAAAGUUUCCUAUCAGGAACUGUCUGUGACAGGACCACCACACAGCUUAUUGUUUACAUUUCAAGUUACUAUAGAUGGAAGAACAUUUCCAGAAGGCAAAGGUAGAUCAAAGCAGGAUGCGAAAAAUGCUGCUGCCAAGUUAGCUUUUGAUGUACUUACUCAAGAAAAAAAGGUAGGUAGUUCUUCAUCCUCGAUGACAAAAGACACUUCGGAAGAAUCAGCCUUUGGGAAUUACGUAGGCCUUGUCAAUCGGAUUGCCCAGAAGGAUAAACUAUCUGUAAAUUAUGAACAAUAUGAUUUGAGGGAACAGGGGCCUCGGAGGUUUCAGUGUAAAUGCAAAAUUGGGCAGAAAGUAUAUGGCUGUGGAACAGCUUCUACUAAACAGGAUGCAAAACAAUUGGCUGCCAAACUUGCAUUCGAUCGGAUUUCAGAAGAAAAGUUAGAGAAAGCUCACCAGGCAUCUCAUGAUCAUUUUUCUACUGAGUCCAGAGACUCUGGAAACGGCUCUUCCAAAACAUUAGCUUCUGAAUCAUCAUCUGAAAAUGAUUUCUCAGCAAAUGCAAGGAAAAGUGAUCAUAGCAGUGACAGUGAAAGCGGUUGUUGUCCUGUGAAUGGUCUUAGGAAUAAGCAAAUGAAGACAAAAGUAAAUUUGGCACCUAAAUUUGACCAUGCUAAUGUAGAAGAAAACAAGUACACUGUGAAUGACAGGUUUGCCAGUGAAUAUGAAGACAUAGAACCAAUUGGUGAUGGUGGAUAUGGCCAGGUUUUCAAAGCAAAACACAAACUAGAUGAAAAGAUUUCCGUUAUUAAACGUGUUAGAUGUACUAACGAGAAGGUACUGCGUGAAGUACACGCGCUGGCGGCUCUUAAUCAUACCAAUAUUGUUCGGUAUUAUCAUUGUUGGAAAGGAAUCGAUUAUGAUCCUGAGUGCAGCACAAGUACUAAUCCACGAUCAAGGAGUUGUUGCCUUUUCAUCUCAAUGGAAUUCUGUGAUAAAGGGACAUUGGAGAAAUGGAUUUACCAAAGGGAAAAAAGCAAUCCAGACAAAGCUUUGGCUUUGGAAUUCUUUGAGCAAAUAACAACAGGAGUACAAUAUAUACACUCAAAAAGCAUAAUUCAUAGAGAUCUUAAGCCAGUUAACAUAUUUUUAGUAGAUGAAAAACAAGUAAAGAUUGGAGACUUUGGACUUGCCACAACCUUGGAAAAUGAUGAAAAGCGAACGAGAGAUAAGGGAACUAUGAGGUACAUGAGCCCAGAACAGCUGGCUUCAGCUGAAGAUUAUGGAAAGGAAGUGGACAUCUUUGCUUUGGGACUAAUUCUUGGUGAACUUAUUCACAUUUGUAGCACUGUUCAGGAAACAAUGGAGUUUUUCAAAGAUCUAAGGAAAGGCAUCUUCUAUGAUGUGUUUGAUAGCAAAGAAAAAAACCUUCUACAGAAAUUAAUAUCACGGGAACCUCAAAGACGACCUGACACACAAGAAAUACUAAGGACCUUGGCUGAGUGGAAGAAUGCCUCAGAGAAAAAGGAAAGAAAUACCUGUUAGGGCCCUUCUAAAAAGUAUCACUUCUGAUCUGUGCUUUCCUUUAAUUUUCUAAAGGCUAUCGAUAGAUAUUUCCUCUUAUUUUCAUUUUCUUCCGUUUUUUAAAAUUUCAUGUCAGAUAGGUUUUCAUUAGUUUUUUUUUUUACUUCAAAAAACAUUCUUACACUUGAAGAAAUACAGAAUUCAAUUAAAAUUCAGGCCAUAGCUGUUUGCAUGGAACAUGGCAGUUUUAUGGAAGCAGAAGUCUUUGAAAGAAUAUUUGGUGACCCAUAUUCUCACAUGACAAAGGAAAUUGCUUAUGAUAAUCUCUCAGAAGGAUCCAUAUCACUCCUUUUUUUCAGCACUUCAGCUACAACCACAUGAUGGAGGAAGUUAAAAGUUAUGUGAAUUGUGUGCUAGAUGAAAAAUCCAUGAUGUAUUUUCUAAUGAUGUGUUUUCAACUUUUCUAAUGAAGCAGCAAAAGUAGUGGAAA